Messenger RNA from Aspergillus luchuensis, 609 nucleotides. RefSeq lists its product as uncharacterized. The transcript is spliced from 2 exons. Gene Ontology annotation, biological process: fatty acid metabolic process. Gene Ontology annotation, molecular function: oleate hydratase activity; FAD binding. Lineage: Eukaryota; Fungi; Ascomycota; Eurotiomycetes; Eurotiales; Aspergillaceae. The record is from RefSeq and is a predicted model, not a curated record. Bases 1 to 609 code for a protein of 202 amino acids.
AUGGCCGUCAGACAGCAACAACUUCGCAUACCCCAGCAUCAGCGGGCACAUGCGUGGAUACUCGGCAGCAGUAUAGCCUCGUUGGCAUCUGCAGUACAUUUGAUCCAGGAGGCAAGUAUACCUGCAUCGCAGGUUCAUGUCGUGGAGUCUCGCACAUCUGCCAGGGAUGGUCUGCCUACUAUUGGCAACGCUACGAUUGGUUACGACUACCGAGUUGCAUGUCUCCCUAUAUUUUGCGAUGGCUGUACGGAGGACUUGCUGUCCAUUAUUCCUUUGAUUUCCGGACCAGGCAAGACUCUUCUGGACAAUUUGAGAUGCACUCCAAGGGAGAUUGCUCCGACACGUGUUUUGAUCAAACGUGGACACGAAGAACAGGUAUGCAAUGCAAGGGGAGUACGAACGGGUUGGAAAGUCCGGAUCAAAUUGGCCCUUUUUCUGCAGCAUUCCGAGGAGGCAUUGGGCCGAAAGACGAUCCGGGACUGUUUGGGCAAUGGGUUCUUCAAGAGUGCAUUUUGGGCUGUCUGGGCUUCUACGCUGUUGAGUUUCGCCGAUGCUUGCGCAGUUUCUUUCAUGAAAUCCUUCAGUCCUCUACCGACCCCGUUGCACUAA